GCGUCUGUGCGUGCGUGCUCGCUCACGGCGGCGGCGGCGGCGGAGCGGAGAGGCCAGAGCCGGAGACCGAGCUGGGAUCGGGCCCCGGGCGGGGGCGGUGCGAGAGGCGCCGAGCGGAUCCUGGGGGCGGGGACGGAGCCCGGGCGGGCGGGACUGGAGCAGAGCCCGGGAACGGGGCGGGAGGUCCCAGGGCCCCGGGUUGGGGGGUGGAACCGCACUUCGUCGCCGCGGGGGUGCCGGGACUCCGGCCGCAGUGCCGCCGCCAUCACGGACUUCCUGUGGGACAAGCGCACGGGCCUCGCCGCCAGAACGAUGCCCCAUCCCCGAAGGUACCAUUCCUCAGAGCGAGGUAGCCGGGGGAGUUACCACGAACACUAUCAGAGCCGAAAGCAUAAGCGAAGAAGAAGUCGCUCCUGGUCAAGUAGCAGUGACCGGACAAGGCGGCGGCGGAGGGAGGACAGCUACCACGUUCGGUCCCGAAGCAGCUAUGAUGACCAUUCGUCCGAUCGGCGGCUGUACGAUCGGCGGUACUGUGGCAGCUACAGGCGCAAUGACUACAGCCGGGACAGAGGGGAGGCUUACUACGACACAGACUUUCGGCAGUCCUAUGAAUACCAUCGAGAGAACAGCAGUUACCGAAGCCAGCGCAGCAGCCGAAGGAAACACAGAAGGCGGAGGAGACGGAGCCGGACAUUCAGCCGCUCAUCUUCACACAGCAGCCGGAGAGCCAAGAGUGUAGAGGACGACGCUGAGGGCCACCUCAUCUACCACGUCGGGGACUGGCUACAAGAGCGAUAUGAAAUUGUAAGCACCUUAGGAGAAGGGACCUUCGGCCGAGUUGUGCAGUGUGUGGACCAUCGCAGGGGCGGAACACAAGUUGCCCUGAAGAUCAUUAAGAAUGUGGAGAAGUACAAGGAAGCAGCCCGACUAGAAAUCAACGUGCUGGAGAAAAUCAAUGAGAAAGAUCCUGACAACAAGAACCUCUGUGUCCAGAUGUUUGACUGGUUUGACUACCAUGGCCACAUGUGUAUCUCCUUUGAGCUUCUGGGCCUUAGCACCUUCGAUUUCCUCAAAGACAACAACUACCUGCCCUACCCCAUCCACCAAGUGCGCCACAUGGCCUUCCAGCUCUGCCAGGCCGUCAAGUUCCUCCAUGAUAACAAGUUGACACAUACGGACCUCAAACCUGAAAAUAUUCUGUUUGUGAAUUCAGACUACGAACUCACCUACAACCUAGAGAAGAAGCGAGAUGAGCGCAGUGUAAAGAGCACAGCCGUGCGGGUGGUGGACUUCGGCAGUGCCACCUUUGACCACGAACACCAUAGCACCAUUGUCUCCACUCGCCAUUACCGAGCCCCCGAGGUCAUCCUGGAGUUGGGCUGGUCACAGCCAUGCGAUGUAUGGAGCAUAGGCUGCAUCAUCUUUGAGUACUACGUUGGCUUCACCCUCUUCCAGACCCAUGACAACAGAGAGCAUCUAGCCAUGAUGGAAAGGAUCCUGGGUCCUGUCCCUUCUCGGAUGAUCAGAAAGACAAGAAAACAGAAAUAUUUUUAUCGGGGUCGCCUGGAUUGGGAUGAGAACACCUCAGCCGGGCGCUACGUUCGUGAGAACUGCAAACCUCUGCGGCGGUAUCUGACCUCAGAGGCAGAGGACCACCACCAGCUCUUCGAUCUGAUUGAAAAUAUGCUAGAGUAUGAGCCUGCUAAGCGGCUGACCUUAGGUGAAGCCCUUCAGCAUCCUUUCUUCGCCUGCCUUCGGACUGAGCCACCCAACACCAAGUUGUGGGACUCCAGUCGGGAUAUCAGUCGGUGACAAUUAGGCUUUGGGCCCCCUGCUCCUUGUGUAGCAGUGGGUGUCCAAUCCAGGACACUGGUGCUUUUUUAUACAAAAGAACAGAGGCAGAACUUGCCCUCUCUCCAGCCCCUGGCUCCUUUGUACCUGUGAAUAUGUGGAAUAGUGUAAAUAUGACAGAACUUGUACCUAUCGAUUCAACCCCUGACAUGUAUAUACUACUAUUUACACUCUCCCAACCUCAUCUGCCCCUCAUGUGGAGGUGGAUGGGGGGCAGAAUGACGUAACCAGGUGGUGUCUACCCCAUGUUUUAUAAGGGAUUUUGUACAGUCUUUGUGAAAUAAAAUGACAUGCUUCAUCUGACCCCCCCCAAUCCCUGGAAUUUGAGGUUCGAGGGUACUGGGGUGAAGGAGUGAAAUAAUUGGUAGCCAUCUGAAUUUGGGUAUAAAGGCCUCUUUGUCCUGCCAACUUAGAGUCACUUAUAUGCACUUUGUAUUCUGAGGUAGUAAAAAUUAAAGUAGAUGCAAUC
Messenger RNA from Mus musculus (house mouse), 2320 nucleotides. It is a transcript of the gene Clk2, whose product is annotated as CDC-like kinase 2. The coding region runs from base 313 to 1812 and encodes 499 amino acids. Gene Ontology annotation, molecular function: protein serine/threonine kinase activity; protein serine kinase activity; protein serine/threonine/tyrosine kinase activity. Gene Ontology annotation, cellular component: nucleus; nuclear speck. The transcript is spliced from 13 exons. NCBI's taxonomy places the organism in Eukaryota, Metazoa, Chordata, Mammalia, Rodentia, Muridae. The record is from RefSeq and is marked validated.